AUGGCUCCCGCCAAACCGGUCAAGAACAUCAAGCUCAACGUUCCUCGACAUAAUGCCCAAAGAGUCAAUGCGAAGCUGAGUUUAGAGGUGAAGAACCAGGCGAAGGACCUGGGGGUCUCGGUGGAUACUGCUCAGCCAAGCUCCAGGUUGACCCAAGCUAUCGAAAGUGCAUCGGAAUGGAAUUCUAUGCUUAUGACUGCGAGGGCCGAACGAGGUCCGCAAUGGGACGUUGGAACCCAACAGUUCCUCGUUGAUAAAUAUUCAGAUCUUUACUAUGACCCUACACCCCUUCGCGCUGCUGUCAAGAAAAUGACAGACGACGAGGACAGCGGGGACGCUCCUCGACAACCUCAACAGCAAGCCUCCUCCCAGCCUCACCAAGGGCACCAAGGACAUCAAGGACACCAACAAUCCUUCCAACUGCAACAACCCUCCAUGCCUUCCCGUCACCACACACCAUCCCGACGCGACAUGGGUGAAUACCCUAUGGGCCCAUCUCACAUGCGCGAGCACUCGCCACACCGACCGCCUGGCGCCCCACCAGGCAACUUCAACUACCCUGGAUCACCAGGCAUGAACAUGAACAUGGGCAUGGGCAUGCGUGGUCCUCCUGGUGGCGGGCCGGGGCCGUAUCCUGGCCCCGGUGCGGGAGGCGGAGGUGGUGGUGGUGGACCACCGUUCAACCCCGCCUCCGGCCAGUUUAUCGGCGGUGAUCCCACAAGUGGUGGCUCUCCAAUGAGGAUGGGUCCUGGAAUGGGGAACAUGAGCAUGGGCGGCGGUGGUAUCAAUCCCAUGGGUGGAGGAAUGCGACCUGGAAUGGGCGGCAUGGGUGGUGGGAUGAGCACUGGAGGUAUGCCAAUGGGUGCCGGUAUGGGGGCUGGGGGUAUGGGUGGCAUGGGUGGCGGUAGUGGCAUGGGCAAUAUGGGGGGAAUGGGACCAGGAAUGGGUGGAAUGGGUGGUAAUAUGGGAGGCGGCAGUAUGGGCGGUGGUGGUAUGGGAGGGAUGGGAAAUAUGGGAAGUAUGGGUGUUGAUCCCAGUGUUAUGGGUGGUAUGGGGAUGGGGAUGAAUAUAUCCCCCAGUCCAAUGAGAGGCAUACCUGAUGGAGGUUUCCCUAUGCACUAG
Cyclocybe aegerita is the source of this 1122-nucleotide messenger RNA. Lineage: Eukaryota; Fungi; Basidiomycota; Agaricomycetes; Agaricales; Hemipholiotaceae. The record is from the annotation of a GenBank genome assembly.